GCGGCCGCGGUUUCCUUUGGCGACUUCGGAACUGCACCCGAAGAGCACUGCCAGGCGCUCGGCGCCGAGGACGAGGACCUCUGCGAGGGCAGGCUGGAGGACAUGAAGGGCAUGCUCACGCGCAAGGUCGGCCUGGACCUGGACGAGGAUGAGGGCCUCCGCGAAGGUAGGCUGGACGACAUGAAGGGCCUGCACAAGCGCGAGGUCGGUGUGGACCUGGACGAGGACGGCAGCCUCUCCGAGGACAGGCCGGAAGACCUGAAGGCCGCGUACAGGCGCAAGCUCGGCCUGGACCUGGACAAGGGCGAGGGCCUCCGCGAGGGCAGGCUGGAGGACCCGAAGAGCCAGUUCAUGCGCGAGUUCGGUUUGGACCUGGGCGCGGACGCGAGCCUCUGGAACCUGGGCGAGGACGAGGGCCUUUUCGAGGGCAGGCUGGACGACGCCAAGGAACUGCACCAGCGCAAGUUCGGUCUGGACCUGGACGAGCGCAGGUUCAGCCUGGACCUGGUCGGGGAGGUCGGGCUUGAGGACCUGGAGGGCAGGGUCAAGCGCAAGCUCGGCCGGGACGCGGACGAGGACGAGGUCAUCUGCGAGCACAGGCUGGACGGCAUGAAGGGCCUGCGCAACCGCGAGGUCGGUCUGGACCUGGACGAGGACGAGUGCCUCUCCGAGGACAGGCCGGAGGACUUGACGGGCAUGCAGAGGCGCGAGUUCAGCUUGGACUUGAUCGGGGACGAGUGCCUCUCCGAGGGCAGACUCGUGGACCCGAAGGGCCCGUGCAUGCGCGAGUCCGGCCUGGGCCUGGGCGCGGACGUCGGCUUCUGCGAGGACGGGCUGGAGGACCUGAAGGGCCCGCGCACGCGCAAGUUCGGUCCGGACCUGGGCGAGGACGAGGGCCUUUGCGAGAACGGGCUGGAGGACCUGAAGGGCCCGCGCACGCGCAAGUUUGGUUUGGACCUGGUCGGGGAAGAAGGCCUCUGCGAGGACAGGCUGGAGGACCUGAAGGGCCUGCGCACGCGCAAGUUCGUUCUGGACCUGGGCGAGGACGAGGGUCUCUGCUUCCUGUCUGCGGCCGAGCUCUUGGAGGCGGGGGCCGCCUCCCGCGUCGCCCUCGCGGUGGCCGGCAUCCUCCUGGGAGCCCCACUCGAG
Messenger RNA from Prorocentrum cordatum, 1149 nucleotides. NCBI's taxonomy places the organism in Eukaryota, Dinophyceae, Prorocentrales, Prorocentraceae. The record is from the annotation of a GenBank genome assembly.